Molecule: messenger RNA, 2138 nt
Organism: Hippocampus comes (tiger tail seahorse)
Lineage: Eukaryota; Metazoa; Chordata; Actinopteri; Syngnathiformes; Syngnathidae
Product: heat shock 70 kDa protein 1
Exons: 2
Coding region: 133-2052 (639 amino acids)
Molecular function (GO): ATP binding; ATP-dependent protein folding chaperone
Source: RefSeq, a predicted model, not a curated record
UAAAAGCAGCUGAGGGACUCCCCGGGUUACAAGAACAAGAUCCACAAGCGAAGAUCUACAAGAGAGCAAGAAGAUCCAGAGACAUCACAGAGCACUUUUCAGUACGAGCAUCCUGACAGAUUAACAAGCAAAAUGGUCUUGGAGAAAGGCGUCGCAAUCGGCAUCGACCUGGGCACCACGUACUCCUGCGUGGGUGUUUUCCAGCAUGGCAAAGUGGAGAUCAUCGCCAACGACCAGGGCAACAGGACCACACCCAGCUACGUGGCGUUCACCGACACCGAGAGGCUCAUCGGCGACGCCGCCAAAAACCAAGUGGCGUUGAACCCCAGCAACACUGUGUUUGACGCCAAGCGACUGAUCGGAAGGAGGUUUGACGAUCCUGUCGUCCAAGCAGACAGGAAGCAUUGGCCCUUCAAGGUAGUCGCUGAUGGAGGCAAGGCCAAAAUCCAGGUGCAGUACAAAGGGGACGAGAAGGCCUUCAACCCAGAGGAGAUCUCCUCCAUGGUGCUGGUUAAAAUGAAGGAGAUUGCAGAAGCCUACCUGGGUCAACGGGUAUCCAACGCCGUGGUCACGGUCCCCGCCUACUUUAACGACUCCCAGCGGCAGGCCACCAAAGAUGCGGGCGUCAUCGCUGGACUGAACAUCCUGAGGAUCAUCAACGAGCCCACAGCGGCAGCCAUCGCCUAUGGCCUGGACAAAGGCCAAUCGGCGGAACGCAACGUCCUUAUUUUUGACCUGGGCGGCGGCACCUUCGACGUGUCCAUCCUGACCAUCGAGGGCGGCAUCUUUGAGGUCAAAGCCACCGCCGGAGACACGCACCUGGGCGGGGAGGACUUUGACAACCGCAUGGUGGAGCACUUUGUGGCCGAGUUCAAGAGGAAGCACAAAAAGGACAUCGGCCAGAACAAAAGGGCCUUGAGGAGGCUGCGCACCGCCUGCGAGAGGGCAAAGAGGACGCUGUCCUCCAGCUCCCAGGCCAACAUCGAGAUCGACUCUCUCUUUGAGGGCGUGGACUUCUACACUUCCAUCACCAGGGCUCGCUUCGAGGAGCUGUGCUCAGACCUGUUCAGGGGAACUCUGGAGCCAGUGGAGAAAGCGCUGAAGGACGCCAAGAUGGACAAGGGCCAGAUCCACGACGUGGUCCUGGUUGGGGGCUCCACCCGGAUCCCCAGAAUCCAAAAGCUACUGCAAGACUUUUUUAACGGCAAGGAACUGAACAAGAGCAUUAAUCCAGACGAGGCGGUGGCUUACGGCGCCGCGGUCCAGGCCGCCAUCCUCACUGGGGACACCUCGGGAAACGUCCAGGACCUCCUGCUGCUGGACGUGGCGCCUUUGUCGCUUGGGAUCGAGACAGCCGGAGGAGUCAUGACGUCGCUCAUCAAACGCAACACCACCAUCCCCACCAAGCAGACGCAGAUCUUCAGCACCUAUGCCGACAACCAGCCGGGUGUCCUCAUUCAGGUCUUUGAGGGCGAGAGAGCCAUGACCAAGGACAACAACCUGCUGGGAAAAUUUGAUCUAAGCGGAAUCCCGCCGGCCCCGCGAGGCGUGCCGCAGAUCGAGGUCACCUUCGACGUGGACGCCAAUGGUAUCUUGAACGUGUCAGCGGUGGACAAAAGCACCGGCAAGGAGAACAAGAUCACCAUCACCAACGACAAAGGCCGUCUGAGCAAAGAGGAGAUCGAGAAGAUGGUGGACGACGCCCAAAAGUACAAAGCUGAGGAUGAUGUGCAGCGAGACAAGAUUGCUGCCAAGAACGCUCUGGAGUCAUACGCCUUCAACCUGAAGAGCAGCGCGCAAGACGAGAAGCUAGCGGCCAAGUUGAGUGAGGAGGACAAGAAGACGCUGAUGGACAAGUGUGAGCAGACCCUCAAGUGGCUGGAGAGCAACCAGCUGGCCGAAAAAGACGAGUUCCAGCACAAGCAGAAGGAGCUGGAGCGAACGUGUCAGCCAAUCAUCAGCAAGUUGUAUCAGGGGGCGGGGCCUGCCGAAGGCUGUGGGGGGCAGACCCAGGCCGGUGCACAGGGGCCCACCAUCGAGGAGGUGGACUGAGGACCUUUCUUGCGCAUCAGUCUGAGACAAAUUGUAAAAUAUUACACUGUUUUAAAAUCGUGUUGUUAACAUCAAGUACAUAAUAA